Molecule: messenger RNA, 1457 nt
Organism: Aspergillus neoniger CBS 115656
Lineage: Eukaryota; Fungi; Ascomycota; Eurotiomycetes; Eurotiales; Aspergillaceae
Product: D-isomer specific 2-hydroxyacid dehydrogenase family protein
Exons: 5
Coding region: 402-1457 (351 amino acids)
Molecular function (GO): NAD binding
Source: RefSeq, a predicted model, not a curated record
UAUGAGAUGGAUUUAUUCAACUAUACAGACUAGUGAAAGUAGCUACCUUUGAAUACUCUUGGAAGUUUCUCCGAUGCCUUUGCCUGCAAGUCGGCAAUGGAGAAGAUCUCCGAGUCUAGCUUUUCCCUCGAUUUGCCAUAUUUUCGUGCGCGUAACUUGAUGAUAUGAUCGAUGAACAGCGACAGUGGUCCAUUGCCCCGUGUUUAUAUUCACCUAAUACUUCAAUUGAUAGUGGUUCAGUAUCGCAACUGAUAGGAACUCUUGACUCGGUUCUGAUGGCACCGUGACACGGCUUCGGGCCCUUGACUCGGUCUCCGCAGAGCCGAGUCAUUACCGGAAUCUUAAGUAGAUGUUGACCUGCACUCAUAGAACGUGGUAUCAACAUCAGGCCCCUUAAGGAAAUGACAUAUUCGGACCUUCUACUCUUCAUCCAGCCCUUUGCGCCUCCGGACCAAUGGCUCCAGAGAGUGCGACAAACUAACCCGGCAAUGCGGGUGGAGUACCAUAAUGUGGAGAUGUACGCGAAAGAACUACCACCCAUCUCCAAGGAAACAUGGGCAGAGGCUACAAUACUCUUCACCUGGCAACUAUUUCCUCCCAAGGAAUGGGUGUCAAAGCUGCAGUAUAUUCAGCUGUUAAGUGCCGGAUGCAAUCAGCUAUUAGGCAUGCCACUUUUUGAAGACACAGAUAUUGCAUUUUGCACAUCCAAUGGCAAUCAUCCGCCCCAAAUCGCGGAGUGGGUUUUCUCGACAUACUUAGCCUUUCAGCAUCAUAUUCCGGAAUAUCUCGAGAACCAAAGAGCCUGCAAGUGGGUAGAUCCACCUACUGAUGAGGAUACAGAGGAUGCGGUCGGCCUUAGAAUUGGGAUUCUAGGAUACGGCUGCAUUGGCCGACAAUGUGCCCGAGUCGCCAAAGCAUUCGGCAUGGACGUCUACGCGUAUACAUUGCACAGCCGGGAUACCCCUGAGUCUCGCAGAUCUGAAGACUAUACUGAACCAGGACUGGGCGACCCCGAAGGCGAAUUUCCAUCCGCAUGGUUUGCAGGAAAAGAGCAACUGAAUGAAUUUCUUGCGUCGGAUCUCGAUCUACUGGUCAUCACACUGCCGCUCACAAAUCAAACCCGGGGAAUGAUUUCGCGUGAGCAGUUUGACAUCCUUAGCAAGAAGAAGGCCUAUGUUAGUAUUGUUGGAAGGAGACCCUGUGUCAAUACGGAGGACUUGAUGGUUGCACUGGAUGAAGGCAAAAUCAGGGGUGCUGCUUUGGAUGUGACGGAACCAGAGCCUUUGCCUGCUGAUCAUAAGCUCUGGGGGUAUAAGAACGUCAUUAUCACGCCUCAUUGUAGUGGGAACUCGAAUCAUUAUUAUGAGCGUGUGUUGAAGAUCUUUGCGUAUAACUUGGAGCGGCGGGCACAGGGCAAGCCGCUAGUCAAUCAUGUCAACAGGGCUUUGGGUUAUUAG